UCAGUGCAGCGGCGGCUCUCCUCCGCGCGUCAUGCGGCCAGCCUCAUCCUCACCCCUCGGACACCGUAGCGCCACCCGGACCUCCCACACACCUCCCAGUGAACCGCUCACUUCUUGCUUGCCUCCAACACUUGCCAGGAAAGCACAUAUUUGUGUUCCUUCUUGAAGAGUUAUUUAAGUACAGAUUUAUUUAUUAAUUUGCUUCUUGAGACUACUUUGGGAAGCGUAAUUCCUUUCCCGGGUGAGUUUGCUGCUUUCUGGACGCUCAAGGAUGGACAGCUUUCUUCACCUGGCUCUGCUCCUGCAGCUGGCGCUCUGGGAAACGACGGAGGCCAUGCACCCAGACUGUGCUGUGGUGUUGCAGCACAUGAAGGCUCAAGAAGAAUGCUACAAUAUUCUUGAACAGGAGGAAAACAACUACUCAUCCAAGACAGGUUGCCCAACAUAUUGGGAUGAUAUUUACUGCUGGCACCGGGCCAAUGUGGGACAAGUGGUCAGGGUUUCAUGUACGAACGUCUCUCAGCUGUUUGCCGACAACCAAGCUUAUAUUUCAAGGAACUGCACAGAAGAGGGCUGGUACGAACAUCUGAACUACCAUGAGGCCUGUGUGUUUAAAGAUGUUGAAGAGCCAGAGCCAGAGACAACAUAUUUCUCCAACUUUAAACAGGUGUACACUGCUGGCUAUGCUACCUCACUCAUAUCACUUAUAUCAGCUAUUUUUGUCUUCACUGUUUUUAGGAAAUUUCACUGCACCAGAAACUACAUCCACAUAAACCUGUUCUUCUCCUUCAUCCUGAGAGCCACUGCUGUCUUCAUCAAAGACCUGGUUCUUUUUUCUGAUGAGGAUCUGGACCACUGCUUCAUGUCAACUACAGCCUGCAAGUCUGCUGUGGCCUUUUUCCAGUUUAGUAUCCUGGCCAACUACUUCUGGCUACUGGUGGAGGGGAUGUAUCUACAGACGCUGUUAGCACUCACCUUCGUCUUUCAAAAGAAAUACUUCUGGUGGUAUAUACUAAUUGGUUGGGGUCUACCGGCAAUAAUCAUUGCAACCUGGAUUCUUAGUAGAAACUUCUACAAUAAUAAGGGGUGCUGGGAUGACACAGAUGUGGCUUUCAUCUGGUGGAUCAUUAAGGGUCCAAUAACUGCCUCCCUAUUGGUGAACUUCAUCAUCUUUCUAAACGUGAUCCGUAUUCUGGUUCAGAAGCUGACGUCUCCUGGAGUCGGUGGCAACAAUACAAGUCACUUUAAGCGACUGGCCAAAUCCACACUGCUGCUCAUCCCACUUUUUGGGAUGCACUACAUGGUGUUCGCCUUCCUACCGGAAAAUACAGGAGCCGAAGCUAGGAUCAUCAUUGAGGUUGGCAUGGGAUCCUUCCAGGGAUUUGUUGUAGCCUUGCUGUACUGUUUCCUAAAUGGAGAGGUGCAGGCUGAACUGAAAAAGCGAUUUUGGAAGUGGCAGACCGAGAGUUACCUGAGCUACAGUAAACGACGGCGUACGCUGUUCAACGAAAGCAGCACGGUCACACAGAUAUCUGUUCUGGACAAAUCCAGUCCCAAAGAGCAGCAGAACUCCGAAUCACAUGCCCUUACGCCCAAUAAUGUGUCUGCAGUCUGAAAACCUUGAGACGGGUCCUGCAGAUGAGUUGUUGUUUUUUGUAUUGCACAGCUCAUGCUGUGCACAGACUACACCUCAGAGCCUGGUUGUUGGCGGGUCUGUUUAUCCUGAACUGUGAGACCUCUGAACUUGCUGUGCAAGAAGUCAGCAUCAUCCCACACACGUUUACAGCACAUUCAGAUUUCCCCCCAGACACCAGAGUUUACAGUGUUGCUAGAAAACUACGUCAUUUGCUUUGGGACAACUCCUCCACAUUUUACUUUCCAACACUGAACUCUUUCUGCUAUUUAAAGAAGAAACAAGAAAAAAAUUAAAAGGUGAACAGGAGCCUUGUUCAAAACUGAAAUAAAUCAAGGUGGAACAUAAAUGAAAAGAAGUACAUUCUAAUUCAACACAGUCCCAAAGCUUUGGUUCACCAGCCUUAUUAGAAUAUUUUCACACUUAAAUUUGUCACAAACUACUCAAUUAAAAGCAACAAAAUACACUACAUCAGAAAAUAAAAGAUUUUGUACAGUGAACCAAGAAAGUUUUUGUCAUGUCAAAUGUUCACAUUUUCCCAACAGACACAAAUGCCAUACUGGCAUACUAGAAAUGGCUUUGUGGUACUAUAAGUACAAAAUACUGGAUAAGAGAUUAAGGUGUAAAUUUUCUUUCUCAGUCAAUGCUGACUGAGAAAGCAGUCAGCAUUACUGUAAUACUAACCUGAACCCUGAACAUUAGUAGCCAUUUCUUUUGCCUGUAUUCUGCGUCAUUAUGUGUAAUAAUUUUAAUCUGGUGGAUACCUUUAUGAGAAACUCUUGGGUGCAGUAAAAGGAAAUCAUACUUGUACACAAAGAUUAUCAAUUCUUUUCAUCAAUUGCUACUCUGACAGUUGUAAAAUUAUAUGACUAAUUAAUGAGAUAACUGUUCUUUUUCAGUAGGUAAGGCAUAUUUUACAUUUAAACUUUUAGCCUGUAGCUGAAUAACUGAAGGUUUCCGACAAUCGUGUCGUGCAAUAUAAACACCCAAUUUCACAACAAUUCUGCUGGCUUUCAGGAAGAAUUCAGAUUCAAACAUAUUUAUAAGCUUUUCUCACUCUUGAAGUUUUACUUUUGAAAUCAAGGAAUCCAAGAGGCUCCAUGUUUGUUUUCAUCUAAGCAGACUUCAUAGCUGAGUCAUCUUUUUCUUUGGACCUAUGACAUUAGAUUGCAAAAGGAGAUGUAACUAGAAACUUCUUUUCUCAAGGAUGUCAACAACUUGUGUGUUACCAGCCUGGAAUGGUCAUGAAGAAGAUAUACUCCAGCCAUGAGGCUGCUAUAGGCAGACCUGUUUAAAAUUCCUGAAUAUAAUAUAAUAUAAUAUAAUUCCUAAAAAGGCUGAAAACGUUUUGCAGGGUCCUAUGCCACACCUUAUCAGCUCAACACCAUCCGUUAACCCACUCUUGUGCAUUGUCCUUCAUACUCUAAUACUCAUAGAUGUACUUAUCAUAAUGACCUUCCAGCAAUUACUUCAAGAAUCUAUAAACCCAAUAGUUACCUGGUAUUACUGCUUAUUUGUCACAAGUUGCUUUACUUUUGUCCAACUAUCCAUGUAAAAAAAUAAAUAAAAAAAACUGUGAUACCUGUGAUUUUGAAAGAUCCAGUGUCACCUUUUUUCUUUCAACUUUGGUCAUUCCUGUGUUACAUAACAUAUCUAUUUGGGAGAGGAAAAUCCAUAACGCCAUCUGUGGCUAUGUCUGCAACAUGUUGCACAGUGCAUUAGCGCACAUCUGGAGCACUAGACUGUAAAAGCCUCUUGUUUUGUUUUUGUGAAUGAACAGUGUUUUGUGACUGUUGCAGUUGACUCAAAUGAUUUAUAUACUGACAAUACUGAAUUUGUUAAAUUUGUUUGGCUAUAGAAUCCUUACUGUGUCAAGUUGGUGUUUGCAGGCAAUAUAUAUAUAUCUUUUUUUUCUGUAAGGCGUUUAAUGACAGUUCUUUUGUAAAACCAUAUAAGAAGACCACAUUUUAGGCAUAAUUUAGGUUGUUGUCUUUAUAGCGAUUGAAUAGGCUGCUUUGACACUACUAAUGUUGUAUCAGUGUAGUUUUGUCUCCUUCUUGACACUGUAGGUAAUUUGCACAAAUGUACAACAUUGUGUAUGUAUGCAUAUACAUACACUGCCUGGCCAGAAAAAAGUUGCUGCCAAAACAAAAAGUGGUCACAGAAUACUGUGACUUUGAAUUCAGUGCACAUUUGUAGUUGCAUUGGUUUUAUAAUCUUCUGCAAUAUAACAAGAUUUAUUUUUUAUCCAGUGUUGAAUUACCUUUUUACCAAGUUCUUAAAUUGAUGAUGGAGAGUCUGACAACUGUGCAAAGCCUUCUCCAGAACAUCACUUAGAUUUUCAGUGGGGUUAAGCUCUGGACUCUCAUGCUCCCUGAACGACUCGUUCACAAUUUGAGCCUAAUAAAGCUUGGCAUUGUCAUCUUUGAAUAUCUAUUGAUGGAAUACAACGAUUAUUCAGUAUAUUCAGGUAGACAGCUGACCUCAUAAUGUUGCUGAACAUAAACCUGAGCAACUGCAGCUGCCACCACAGCUUGUACGGUAGACACUAGGCAUGAUGGGUGCAUCCCUUCAUCUGCCUCUUUUCUUACCCUGAUGUGCCAGUCACUCUGGAAGAGGGUAAAUCUGGACUCAUCAGAUCACAUGACCUUCUUUCAUCUCUCCAGAGUCCAAUCUAUAUGCUCCCUCACAAAUUGUAGUCUUUUUUUCCCAGUUAGGCUCACUAAUUAAUGGUUUUCUUAUGGCUACACAACAACUGUUCAGCCACAAUUGGCUGAGUUCGCUUCACAUAAUGCAUGUGGAACCACUUUAUUUUCACUAUUAAACUUAGCAAACUUCUUCCAUUUAUCUUCAAUUUAUUUCACCAAACACUUCAGUGAUCACAGAUCAUGGUCAUUCACAGGUUUUUCCCAAGCAUAUUUCUCAAGACAGGUUCAGUAGUUUUUGCAAGCUCUCUUCCUGAUGCCAAUGCAUUCUUAAACAGAGUAACAUCUUUUCUACGACCACAGGAUUUGUCGUUCAACAUGCUCAGUUAUAUUCACGUGGCGACUUUUAUUUUCACCAGGCAGUCUAUACAUAUAAUGUGUUUAUAUACGUGUAUAUUCAAAUGUUUGUAUGAAGGAGAUAUAGGCCUCAGCUACUGACCAAUACCGUGCCUUUUUCCACACCAUUUUCAGUGUUUAUCAUCAGCGCAGGUGAGUCACAUUUAUUGAUUUUGUGCAACUGUAUCUUGUACAUCAUAUACAUAUUUUUAUGCUGAACAAAUUUGCCUAUGUGUUCUUUUGUAAUUUUAGAAAGGGUGAUUUAGUGUGAUUAAUAUGAAGUUAAGAUGCCCAUGUCGAGUGUGCGUACUCUCCUCUUACCGUAUGAUUAUAAACUGAGUACAUAUGUAAUAAUUAACUGCUCAAAUGUCAAGAAGUAUUGAGCCUAGGUAAACUAAUUUAUGGACUUUUACUUAAUUUGUCAUGUUACAGUCAGAAACUUACUAUAUUUCAUAGGCUUUUGUGUGGUGGACCAAUGCAAGGUAUUACAUAAUUGUGAAGGGAAAAUGAUACAUGGUUUUUAAAAGUGUUUUUUACAAAUAAAAUACUAAAAAUGUGG
Messenger RNA from Xiphophorus couchianus (Monterrey platyfish), 5233 nucleotides. It is a transcript of the gene ghrhrb, whose product is annotated as growth hormone releasing hormone receptor b. Gene Ontology annotation, cellular component: plasma membrane. The transcript is spliced from 13 exons. Bases 272 to 1615 code for a protein of 447 amino acids. Gene Ontology annotation, molecular function: vasoactive intestinal polypeptide receptor activity; peptide hormone binding; G protein-coupled peptide receptor activity. NCBI's taxonomy places the organism in Eukaryota, Metazoa, Chordata, Actinopteri, Cyprinodontiformes, Poeciliidae. The record is from RefSeq and is a predicted model, not a curated record. Gene Ontology annotation, biological process: adenylate cyclase-modulating G protein-coupled receptor signaling pathway; cell surface receptor signaling pathway.